Menidia menidia (Atlantic silverside) is the source of this 1695-nucleotide messenger RNA. The record is from the annotation of a GenBank genome assembly. Lineage: Eukaryota; Metazoa; Chordata; Actinopteri; Atheriniformes; Atherinopsidae.
AUGACGCUGCACGGGGCGACGCACGCUGUGACCACAGUAAAGAUGGCGGACUUGUCGGGGACGGAGCUGUCAGAAGAGAAAGAAGCCGAAAUUGAGCUGAGGAAAAGACAAAAAAGACCCUGGGAGGAACUGCACAGGUCGCAUAAGAUCGGAAUAGCCGCGGAGCUGCCGGAAACGUUGGGAUUUUACGACAUUAGCGCUGUCAGGAGGGAGCAGCGCGAGCUCCCAGCAGAUCCAUCACUGACGCGCUUCAUUAGCGCAGAACUCACCAGAGGAUACUUCCUGGAGCACAAUGAGGCAAAGUACACCGAGCGCCGGGAGAGAGUUUACACAUGCAUGCGUAUUCCCAAGGAGCUGGAGAAGCUGAUGAUCUUCGGUUUCUUCCUGUGUGCGGACGCCUUCCUCUAUGUGUUCACGCUACUCCCCCUCAGGGUGCUGCUGGCCCUGCUCCGCCUCCUCACUCUGCCAUGCUGCGGCUUCAGGGUGCGCACGUGCCCCUUCUGCAGGAGAAGCAGCGGGUCCCGACUGCUGCAGCCGGCCCAGGUUUGCGACAUGCUGAAGGGGCUGAUCCUGGUGCUGUGCUUCUCCCUGAUGCAUUACGUGGCGGAUCGCCUGUUCUCUUCCUUUGGUCAAGACAUCCUGGAUGCUCUUUACUGGACGGCUACCGAACCAAAAGAACGGAAAAGAGACAGUAUAGGCGUCAUACCUCACUUUUUAAUGGCCGUCUUUUACGUCUUCCUUCAUUCCAUCCUCAUCAUGGUCCAAGCAUCAACUCUUAACGUCGCCUUCAAUUCCCACAACAAGUCUCUGCUUACCAUCAUGAUGUCCAACAAUUUUGUGGAGAUCAAAGGAAGCGUGUUCAAGAAAUUUGAGAAGAACAACUUAUUCCAAAUGUCAAACAGUGACAUCAAAGAAAGGUUCACCAGCUAUGUUCUGCUGCUCAUCGUUUGUCUCAGGAACAUGGAGCAGUUCUCAUGGAACCCAGAGCACCUGUGGCUGUUGUUACCUGACGUCUUCAUGGUCGUCACAUCUGAAGUUGCAGUUGACAUCAUAAAACAUGCUUUCAUCACCAAAUUCAACGACAUCCCGGCAGAUGUGUACAGUGAAUACAGAGCCAGUCUGGCCUUUGAUCUGGUCAGCAGUCGACAGAAGAAUGCUUACACUGACUACAGCGACUCGGUGGCGAGGAGAAUGGGCUUCAUCCCUCUACCACUGGCUGUUCUGCUUAUCCGAGUGGUGAUGAGUUCAGUAAAAGUGCAGGGAGCACUGUCUUGGACUUGUGUGUUCCUCUUUUAUCUCGGGUUAGUAACACUGAAAGUCCUGAACAGUAUUGUGCUGCUGGGGAAGUCAUGUGUUUAUGUUAAGAGAGCCAACAUGGAGGACAAACUCUUUGAGAAGCCAACAACUGCUCCAUCUUCCUCUGCAAAGAGCCCCAACAAAGCUGACCCUGCCAAAUGUCCCACAUCUUCAGGACUGAUCUGCCCGCCCCCCCCCCUCGCCGAAUCCCCCCCCGCUGCACCAGCCAGCCGUCCCUCGACUCCGGCUCCUGAACCUGAGCUGGAACCAUCUGCAGCGUCGCCAUCAAAGGAGGAGAGCGAGGAGGCCCACGAGGCCCAGGAGGUGAAACACAGAACUCCCAAAAAAGACCUUCUGGAGAUCGACCGCUUCACAAUCUGUGGGAACAGAAUCGACUGA